Molecule: messenger RNA, 4722 nt
Organism: Copidosoma floridanum
Lineage: Eukaryota; Metazoa; Arthropoda; Insecta; Hymenoptera; Encyrtidae
Product: DENN domain-containing protein Crag
Biological process (GO): regulation of Rab protein signal transduction
Cellular component (GO): cytoplasmic vesicle
Molecular function (GO): protein binding
Source: RefSeq, a predicted model, not a curated record
AUGGACGAGCGCCGUAUAGCGGAUUAUUUUGUCGUCGCUGGUUUGCCAAUCGGCGACGAAGAGAACGACGAGGUGGUAAAUUUCAACGAGGAGAACGAGGUGAACGAUGAAAAGCUCGAGAAACGGUAUAAUGAAGGCACCCACCUCGAGGAUGCGGAUGUACAGGUACCGAUCACCGAUCUGGUGAUCAUUUUUCCAGGACAAGGAGAAACCUGCCCCGAAGGCUUUACUUUGCUCGAGCACACGGUGACCGGCUUCAAGGCGGACCUAAACCACGGCAGUUUGAGGAGCGAAGAGUGUUACUUGUGUUUUCGAAGGGGCAGGGACAAACCACCGCUGGUCGACAUCGGAGUUAUGUACGACGGGAAAGAGCGACUGAAGGAGGGCGCGGAAAUCGUAGAGUACACGCCCGGAGGUCUAGUAGCCGACGUAAGCAAUACGAUCUCCAAGACGUUUGUGACUUACCGGCGGGCGAGUAAAAAAAUGCCCUGCAAUUCCUUGGUGGUAACGGACAUUUGUGUUAUUCUGGUAAACAAGGGAGAAACGCCGCCUCACGCGUUUUGCGUGAUACCGAAAAAUUUGAACAAGGGCCUGCUCGGCAGUGACGUUUACUUGUGUUACAAAAAGUCGAUGAACCGGGCCAAUUUGAUCUCAUUUAGGCCCGAGAUUUUGUAUAAGUACCCCAAGAGUAACUAUGCCAAUUUUAGCUUUCCGGAUCCGGAUAAUGUGGCCAUGUUUUGUUUGCCCAUGGGGUGUACAAUAGAGUGCUGGCCGAAAAUCGCGGAGAAGCCAAAGCCCGUCGUCUCUACAUUUGUACUGACUGUAGCCGAAGCUACUCGGCGAAUCUAUGGAACCGCCAUUACCUUUUACGAGGAAAUUGUGAUUCCGGACGGAAUCUGGGAAAACGAGGAAGAAAGCUUCGACGCAGCCGAACAAAGUAACUCCAAGCCAAAUGCGAAGACUGAGCCAUUCAAAAAGUUUGGCAUAUUGAAAAAGCUGAACCAAGCGCAGCUCGACAAGCUGCAAUACAACGAUCCAUCCAGUCAGUCCCUGAACAUAAGCAAGUCCAUAUGCAUCCUGUCGCACUGGCCAUUUUUCGACACGUUCGAGCGUUUCCUCAACUUCCUGCACAGCCUCGUGAACGGCGAGCCCCAAGGUGUGCCCAUCGAAAAGUACAUAUCGUACUUCCUUUGCGACAUACCCUUCCCGAGCCCCCAGAGGCCCCGGAUCUUGGUGCAGCUGAGCUCCCACGACCGACUGAUUCUCACCCAACCCGAGGACUUGGCCCUUCCCCGUUCGGGCGCCAGUUUCAGGCAGUUGCUCCUCAACUUAGGAGCUGACAACUGUUUGCUGAUACUACUGUUGACCCUGACCGAACAGAAGAUCCUCGUGCACUCGUUGCGCCCGGACGUACUUACGUCGGUGAGCGAAGCCAUAGCCAUGAUUCUGUUUCCACUCAAGUGGGAGCUCACGUAUAUACCGUUCUGUCCCCUCAGCCAGGCUAACAUAAUUCACGCGCCAAUGUCUUUCUUCAUCGGCAUGGAUUCGCGCUUCUUCGAUAUCUGCGAUCUACCAACGGAUGUGAAUUACAUCAACCUUGACACCAAUACCAUCGCUGUUUGCAACGAAUUAUGUCAUCUCAACAUUAAACUUUUGCCGAAAAAACCAUGCCGUGUGCUAAAAAACGCGCUUGAGAAAAUUUACUUGAAACUUUUGCGUAUGAAUACAGAGUACCAGCGGAGGAAAAUGGCAAGAAAUUUUGACGAUAGACAUUUUAGCGUAGACGAAGAGUUUCAGCAGAAGCGCAGGGAGCAGGGCUUGGAGCUCGAGAUUCAGGACGCGUUUUUACGAUUUAUGGCGAUGAUAUUGAAGGGCUACCGGUCGUACCUACUACCGAUCACCAAGGCGCCUACUAACGAUACAACUGAUAUCAAAAAGCUGUUUAAAAAAGAUGACUUUUUGAGAAGUCAAGAUAAAACUCAUGCCAAGUUUUACAGCAUGUUUGUCAAUACUCAGAUGUUCGCGAGAUUUAUUGAAAAACGCAGUUUUGACUUUGACAUGGACAUGUAUGGCCUAGUAUUCUUUGACGACUGUAUCGAGCGAUGUGAUAAAGAAAACGGUAUGCUUUUGGAAUUUGAUGAAUCACAACACAGCGAAAGAACAGUUGUCAUACCGUCACCUGAACCACGACUUAACCAGCCACCAAUGAUAUAUGAUAAUUUCAAACUAGAUUCCAAACUAAUGAAAAGUAACUCAAGGUUGAAUAGAUCAUCCGUCAACGCGUUUGACGUAGCUCUCAAUAACAGUCCAAUGACUUGCAGAACAAAACACGAAAUCAAAGUUGCCCAAAGAAUGGCUCGUACACAGGCCGCCUUACCAGAACGCUGGGGCCGCUGUUUGCUCAACACUUGUUUUAGUUUGUGGUUUUUGCACUUACCGGCCAUGUUGCAAGUGUCCACUCAACCUGCCAACGUUUUGCACCAAGCUUAUGAAUUACUGGUGAAAAUGCAAAAACUUCGUUUAAACCCCAUUGAGGAGGUUUGUUACCGUGCAAUGAUGCAACUAUGCGGAGUGUAUAAGCAGCCGUUACUUGCCGUCAAAUUACUUUUUCACAUGAAGCGAAGCGGCGUUCAACCAAAUGCACUUACGUAUGGAUUCUACAAUAAAGCCGUCCUAGAAGCAAAGUGGCCCUCGAACAUGACUAAUUCGAGUCAGUUGAUGUGGAACAAACUGCGGAACGUCAUUAUCAGCGUUGCUCUGUUUAGAAAAGCUGGAAAAAAGACUGGCAGGCAUCAGCCAAGUGUGGGUAAAGCUUCGUCUGCCAAUGAUGAUUUUGAAGUUCAAAAUAUGGUACAUACAAUUUCGAAGCUAAAUCCUGAAAAUACGCACACACCGGAUACCAAAGUUGCUCGUAGCGAUUCUUCGAAUAAUACGUCUAUACCAGAUUUUUCUACUUUGAAGAUGAAAGAAAAGGAAAAAAAAAUUUCCAGACAAAACAGUGCAGUCAUAGAUCCGACAGAUACUUGCGAUUCGUUGUUGGAGGCUCUUGACUGUACAUCAAAUAACGAUAGAUUUGUCAGAAUAAAAGGAUCUCGGGUAAAAAGCUUAGCAAGAACUCCUGUGACAAAAGAUGACCCACUGGGCGCUCUAGCCAAUAAUGACGCGUUCAAGACAUCACCUUGUAAAGAAAAUAAUUUGGAGUACUCUACAUGUAGGAUCUUAAACGAUAUAGUCGAGAUGAGUAGACCUGGCGGCCCUUUACUCUACUGCAGCAACAGUGCACCCCAAAGUUUGACUUCCCAUGAAGCGGUCGAUAAAUAUGACGACAUAAGUGUGAGUGUUGACUUACACAUGAAGACAGAUUCAGUACAGGAAGUCGAGCAAGUACGCGAACGCAUAGGUUUUGAAUUGGGAAGCAUUUGGAUGCAAAAGAGGGACAGCGUCACUUCUAGCUUGUCGAGUAUCGGAUCUAGUCUCAAGGACAGUUUUAACUCGUCCGGUUUAAAUGGCAAAACAUCAAACGAGCUAAUCCUUGGUGGCCUGAACAGCCUAAAAUCAACUGUUGCAAGGAAGUUUGACGAAAUCAAGGGAGUAAUCUCCACAACAAGUACGCUAGCAAAUAUUCAGGACUACAAUUUUCGACCGAUCAACGGCGUAUCCAACGAGAGCCUCGAUUCUCUCGCCGAUGACUCGGAGCAGGACCAAAACGAGCUAUCAGCCAGUAUGGCCGGAGCCGCGAACGUGGAUCUGAGCUCACUGUACAAACUGGCAGAUUGCUUGUACCCGAAGGUUACGCGCAAAACAAAGAAGCGCUACGCGGUCGAAUUGGUGCUGUCGAGCGCGAGUCGUUGCCACAACUGCUCGGCCAUCCUCUACGACGAGGAGAUCAUGGCAGGCUGGCAGCCGGAGGACUCGAAUUUAAACACCAUUUGCCAGUUCUGCGACAAGGCCACGGUUCCCUUGCUCACCGUUACCAUUCUGGAUUACAGGUGUGAAAACGGCGAAGCGAGCCACGAUCCCCUGAUGGCAGGCCUCCUGCAAGAGCCGCGCGAACUGCCCGAGCCGAUAAGCGUCCCGUACCUCAACCCCCUGGUGCUGCGCAAGGAGCUCGAGAGUGUCCUCAGUCAGGAGGGCGACGCCUGCCUCACCAAGCAAACGUUCAUCCAGGAGCACCCCAUCGUCUACUGGAACCUCAUCUGGUACUACGAGCGCAUCAACCUGACGAGCCACUUGCCCGAGCUCUGGUUGGGCGACUGCGAGCCCCGCGGCGAGCCCCUCACCACCACAUGCGCCACAGUGGGCGUCCGCACCCUCUGGGACAACGAGAAGCUCCACAUGGACCGGCUACCCAUGUACAUCCAGUGGCGGAACAACAUCGAGGACAGGGCGUUCAUGCAAAACGUGAUUACGUACGUGAGGCGCAACGACUUGGUCGAGCCGAUCAGGAGAGUCGCGCUGGAGCGCAACAAGAGCCGAGGCAACGAGCAAACGUCCUUUUCCAUCUACCGCGACAUCCUUUUCCUGGCUUUCAUCGUCCUCGGCAGGGGAAACAUCGAUCAGGGAAUAUUCGAUCGCGAGUACACGCUUUCGCUGGACAAACUGACCGAGGGCGAAGAGUCGCUGUUGUGCUCGAUUGACGCGGCCCCGUCGCUCAUGACACUCUAUUGCCGGCACUUUUUCAAACAACUGAACGUCUGAUUGCUCUCACACGUGGUGGGAAUG